Molecule: messenger RNA, 570 nt
Organism: Venustampulla echinocandica
Lineage: Eukaryota; Fungi; Ascomycota; Leotiomycetes; Helotiales; Pleuroascaceae
Exons: 2
Coding region: 1-570 (189 amino acids)
Source: RefSeq, a predicted model, not a curated record
AUGACUAAGAAGGCGUAUGAAAAAGCCCGGAUCCAGUCAACUAAUCAGGAUAGAUUAAUCGAGUCUUUAAAGAAUGAAAAGAGGAAGCGCUCACGUGGGAAAAGGCUUGAUUUGAGUGGUGUAGCAACUAGGGGAGCCCAAUUCUUUUCCACAGAGGAGAUCCUAGCUACUAAAGCACGUGCCAGGGCCAAGGAGGAACAGGAACAAGCUGAACAAGCUGAAAAGGCAGAGAAUAAGAGGGCAAAAAAGGCUAGGCAGGUAGAGGAAGCCUUACAAAAAGAGAUAAGUCGAAAAGAGGCAAAGGAUAAGAGAGAGCGUAGACGUGCUGCUCAGGCUCAAGCCAAGGCAGUAAGUCAGGACUUCCAGCUCGGGGCCAGGGCUAAAAACACAGCUAAAAAGGCUCAAAAACCGGGAUCCAAGUCCUCGGAAGCUGCUAAAGCUCAGGAAGUAGUAGAAAAAGGUGGUGAUACAAGCAUUGAGUCGAGUACAGAGAUAGGUAGGGUAGUUGACCUCCCUGUGCGACUUGGCCGCCACAGACGACAAAUCCGGCUACCACAGCGAUUUGAUUAA